This is a messenger RNA of Exophiala bonariae, 2049 nucleotides long. RefSeq lists its product as uncharacterized. NCBI's taxonomy places the organism in Eukaryota, Fungi, Ascomycota, Eurotiomycetes, Chaetothyriales, Herpotrichiellaceae. The transcript has 7 exons. The record is from RefSeq and is a predicted model, not a curated record. Bases 1 to 2049 code for a protein of 682 amino acids.
AUGCCACAAGUGGGCCAAUACCGCGCCGCAGAGUCAAAAAGCGCACACGGAGAGCAACGAGGGCGUGCUUGUCAUGCCGAGCACGGAAGGCAUCUCAACAAGACCAAUGGCCCCCUGCCCUCCCGUCAGAGUGACGUUAGCAGCUUGGAUGCAGAUUUACCGCCGUUAUUGAGCCCAGAUAGCUCUAUCGCUUCAGAAUUCAACUCUUUGGACACAACAGAGUCGAAUCCGACCCAAGAUCUUGUUCAGAAUGGCCUACAGCCUUCGAUCUCUGAGGCUGGGAACCGUACUUUCCCGGGGGAUGCUAGUGGUACUGAUACAAUACCCUUGGAUCUCACAAUAAAUCCCAGUGAUGAUACUUUCCUUGAAGCCCUGCACGACUUCCCAGGAGAAGAUAAUUUCUUGGUUGAUUUUGAGGCCUUCACCCAGUUACCGAGCUUAUACGUACCUGAUGUCCACUCACACAACGCUACUCCCGCCAACCGAACCUACACUUCGCCACUCUCCUGGGUGGCGAACUGGUGCGAGCACGAUAAUGGCCAGCAUGCCCGCUUAAAACCCACGAACAUCUCUCUGGCACCUGAGACUAUCGAGUCCUUACUUCGAGACUACUUUCAAUUUGCCAAUCCCAGCUUUCCUGUCGUGAGCGAAUGGGACCUGUAUCGUCUAACUCAUCCAAAUGAUAUCGAAGGAGGAGAGCAAAUUCCACCAAUGAGUUUGGCACUAUUCAAUGCCAUUAUGUUUGCUGGUUCAGCGUUUGCGACAAUCGAGGUUGCACAGGGAGCUGGUUUCUCCGAUAUCCGUGCCAUGCGUGAUGCAUUCCAUGCCAGAGCCGCAUAUCACUAUGAAGCGCGCUGUGAGCGUGAUCUUUUGAACCAGAUUCGAAUAUGUCUUCUGCUCAGUCAACGUCGAAAAUACCCUGACGGAAUGUUCGAGAAUGAAAAAUGGACUCUCAGAGCCCAGCACCUCCUUCAAAAAACCGAGAAACUCCCUUUAAUCUCAGACAACCAGUCUCAAGGAGGAAAAUCUAGUCGUUGGAAAGUACUUCAGUGUUGUUGUCUGGUCCGAGCACAACGCGUACUCAUAGGAACACAUCGGAAUGCUUCAGUUACUACGACCCAAAUCGAACCACCAUGUAUCACGAUAAUGGAUUUGGAAGACGAUCUUCGAUUCUCAUGGUUCCUUACAGCAACGAUUAAAGAAAAGCUAGCACAAGUGUUCGUGGCAUCUGUCGAUCUACACCGGUCUCUUGCGCCGCUCUGUCCGCUCAUCCUAAGGCGUGAUUCUGAACCAGGGGCUGCUCAGAAAGGUACCCCAACCUUCACCCCAUUUCGAGGGUCUGUCAUGGGUGCUUUAGAGGAAGUAGAACGCUCGCUCGUCGAAUGGAGAGCUCGCUAUGACGGGCUCUUCCUCACAAGUGAUACUUGUCCCGUAUUACCGCCCUCCUUACAGGCUACCGCAGCGUACGUGAAUCUUUGCUAUGAAUAUGGUAUUUCUUACCUCCAUCAAAUAAGUUUAGACUUUGAGAGGUCCAGCACUACGCCAUGGGCCGCUAGAAUGAGAGAAUCGUCUCGAGAAGCUCUUCAGAUAUCAGCAGCAUCGACUACCAGAAUUCUUCGUGAUCUUCUUGGCCAAGAGGCAGUCAAAUUUCUGCCGUUCUCCACUCGCAGUAUCACGAUGUUAUUCAUUCCCUUGACGAUCAACAGCGUAUUUCUGAAAUCAUCUGUACAGAGCUGUAAACGCUCGGUCUAUGACCUUUCGAUCUGUUUCCAGGCAUUAGAGGUCCUAGCUGAACGUCACGAGAUCGCAGACUUCUUCUGGGAGCUCAACAACGCGUUGGUCAUGCUUGUGCACGAGAAAAUGGCGAAAGGUGAUGUCUCACCCACUCCCCUAGGAUCGGGCAAAAAUUCCUGGGAUAAGAUGACAUCGGCAUAUGAUGCGCCAGAAAAGGUGCCACUGCCUCAGACAGACACCUAUUCAUCAGUGUUAAAAUUCUUGAGGCAGUCGUUCGUUCUAGGAAGUGUACAAUGGGAAGUGUUGAGCCACUGA